Molecule: messenger RNA, 1080 nt
Organism: Teleopsis dalmanni
Lineage: Eukaryota; Metazoa; Arthropoda; Insecta; Diptera; Diopsidae
Exons: 1
Coding region: 94-1071 (325 amino acids)
Source: RefSeq, a predicted model, not a curated record
AAGUCUCGAGUAGCACCUUUAAAAACACUGACAGUGCCAAAAUUGGAAUUAUGUGCCGCAGCCUUAUUAGCUCAACUAAUUCAUCAAAUCUCAAUGCUAAAUAUAUUUAAUGCUGAAUUUCAUUGUUGGUCUGACUCAUCUAUAGUAUUAUCUUGGAUCAGAUCUGAGCCGUCUACUUUCAACGUAUUCGUGACCAACCGAGUGAGCAAAAUUCAGCAUAUGACUAAAGGCAUGAUAUGGUAUCAUGUUCCCACCGAUUUAAAUCCUGCCGACAUUUUGUCAAGAGGAGCGACUCCAGACGAACUCUUAACUUCAUCACUUUGGAAAUGUGGACCACCGUUUUUGCUUGACAAUCGAAAUACUUGGCCUGCAACUUUUUCCCUCCAGCAUGACUUGCCUGAAAGGCGUAAGACUAUUCUUGUUUCAACCGUAAAAAUAACUGAUAUUUCAGUUAAUUGUAAAUUCAUCAACACCUUUUAUAAAUUGCAACGUGUAUUUGGGUAUAUUCACAAAUUCAUCACCAAAGACCGAUCUGCUAUCUUAACAACUAACAACAUACUGCAAGGUACUGUCAUAUUAAUUCGAAUGGUUCAGAAGGUGAAUUUAUGUAAUGAUUAUCACAACUUGGAAUGCAAAAAACCAAUCAGCUGCUCAAGUAAGUUACUUUCUUUAUCACCUUUUUUAGAUGAUUAUGGCCUGAUUCGCGUUGGUGGUCGAUUAAAAAACUCCAACCUAGACUUUAAUGCACAGCAUCCAAUUAUAUUGCCCAAGCAUCAUCCGCUCACUGCUUCCAUCAUUAAUCAUUUUCAUCGCAAAAUGCUGCAUGCAGGCCCACAGUCUUUGCUUGCUUCAAUGCGUCUUCAGUACUGGCCGAUAGGAGGUAGAAAGCUAGUAUCAAAAGUCAUCAACCAAUGUAUUAUAUGUUUUCGAGCCAAACCAACAACUGCAAAGCAUAUCAUGGGACAAUUACCUAAGGAUCGUGUUCAUCCUACUCGUGCUUUCGUCAUUACUGGCAUAGCAAAUGCUAUGUUUGCUUAUUCAUUUGCUUUGCAACCAAAGCUGUCCACUUAGAAUUAGUCA